AAGAUCCGAGGGAACUAGCUAAGAUCUAAAGCUAGGAAUACUUCAUAUUUUUGCCCAUUAAAAAAAAGAAACAAAGAUUUUUCAGCAGUCUUCUGCCCUGCCCUCCCCUCCUGUCUCUUGUUAUCGCUGUGGACUUCUGCCCCAGGGAACUGCGUCUCUACGUAGGAGUUGUGUAAUCCUUUCUUCCGAGAACUACCUGAGUGCUUACACAUAACGCUCACUUCCUACGUGGACAGGCACAGUGGCUGCUUUGUGACUAGUCCUGCAGUCCAACAGGAGACACGAUGGAGAGGCGCCCUGGAAGAUAAGUAGAAGAUAAGAAACCUGCUAGAUGACUGAAGCAUGCCCAGGCUAACCUACUUCAGAUGUGCGAGAAAAAUGUGGAGAAGAGCCAAGACCAUUUAAACCAGCUGAGGGCCAGCCAACUCCCCAACACGUGAGAAUGCUCAGCUAAGAUCAGCUGAAGUGCCUCCCUGAUGCAUAUUUCUGACUCCAGACACAUCAGUGACUCCGGCUGGGACCAGGAGAGCCACCCUGCUGACCUUAUGAGCAACUAUAAAUGGCUGUUGUUCUAACUAAGCCUCACAGUUAAGGGAUGAUCUGUUAUGCAGCCCCAUUGUGGCAUAGUGUGUGUUACAGACACUAGUGGUUCUUCCCGGUGUGGCCUGCCUUCCUCUCUAGCUUCAUGUCCUGCUACCCCAAAGCACUUUAGGCUCCAGAAUACCUCAAGGGAAGUGCCUUUAAUACUGGAGCCCUAAUAAAGAACAUAGGAAAAUUUGGUUUCUUUGAUGAAGAAAAACCCAGAUGCAUACAACAGAUUAUAUAAGUAACUCAGUCUCCUUAAAUGCAGUUACUUCAUCUAUUUAAUACAUUGAGAAUUGUUUGAAGAUAAAGCAAGAUAAAACAAGAUUUUGGUGAAGCAGUCGCCCAUGCUUGUGGUGAACAACAAUGCCGUCAACCUCAGCUGCAAAUACACCUACAACCUCUUUUCAAAGGAGUUCCGGGCAUCCCUUUAUAAGGGAGCAGAUAGUGCUGUGGAAGUAUGUGUUGUGAAUGGAAACUACUCCCAUCAGCUUCAGUUUCAGUCAAAAACAGGAUUCAACUGCGAUGGGAAGUUGGGCAAUGAAACAGUGACAUUCUACCUCUGGAAUUUGUUUGUUAACCAAACAGACAUUUACUUCUGCAAAAUAGAAGUCAUGUAUCCACCUCCUUACAUAGACAAUGAGAAGAGCAACGGGACCAUUAUCCAUGUGAAAGAGAAUCGGCUUUGUCCAGCUCACCAAACUCCCGAGUCUUCUAAGCCAUUCUGGGCACUGGUGGUGGUUGAUGGAAUCUUGGCUUUGUAUAGCUUGCUAGUGACAGUGGCUCUUUUUACUUGCUGGAUGAAGAAUAAGAGGAACAGGAUCCUUCAGAGUGACUACAUGAACAUGACCCCCCGGAGGCCAGGGCCCACCCGCAGACACUACCAUCCCUAUGCCCCAGCACGAGACUUUGCAGCCUACCGCUCCUGACACGGACACCUAUCCAGAUGCCAGCCGGCUGACACCUCUUCACCUGCUCAACACCACUGCUCUGGAUAGGAAAGGACUGCCUCAUCUUCAGCCGGCCAUCUCAGGCCCCUGUUAGGCCACAGAUGCCAAUUUUUCUUGACCAACUAGACCAAAGAACAUUAUUUUGAGACUCUGAAGGGAAGUUAAAGAAUAUUACAAUGGCAGCCUAAAUCUUGUAGUGCCAUGACCAAAAUUCAAACUUACUGUGUAUUUAUUGACUUGACUGAGAGGUUAGGGUAGAAAAUAAAGUGAGUGAUUUCUGUUAGCCUUGAACUCUUCUUACAGUUUUACUCCUUUCUGAGCCCCUGCACAUGGCAGUCAAGUGAAAUAUGAUAAUGAAGGACUUUUCAGAUGGAGAGGGAAGGUUAGAAAAUUAUUCCUUGUGGUUAAAUAGGGGUUUAGGGGGAUCAUUUAAAGUGGGGGGUGAAGGGUAGAGAGACGUAAACAUUUUUAAAGUCAUGAAAACACUGUUUCUCAAUCAUGAAAUGAGCCACUCAGUUCCUAUUUAAUAUUUUCCUUUUUAGGUUAGAAAGAUACAGACAUUAUCUUUGAUAAAUUCUGGUCAUAUUUAGUCAUUUUGAACAAUGGAAUACCUUCAAAGCAACGUAAAAGCAAACGGAUUUGCUUUCCUUACUCCCUGUGAUGGAAAUUCAAUGUAGUCUUCACAAUAUGAUUAAAAAAAUAAAGUGGUCUUUCCACACCAAGGAAGACUAUGCUUGGAAAUAAGGCCACUUGAUGUCAAAACUGUUUAAAUGCUAUGAAGGAUAAUUUGUUUAGCAGCACAUUCUAGUCAACUCCUGCAGGGGACUUUUCUGUUCCAUAUAUUUCAGGUUUGCACAACUGGUCUCUUUAUUGUCUGUGUGGAGAUCCGAAGUGGAAUGCUGAAUGCACAUCCAUAGGAGAACUGAGGACACUGUGAAAAAGAGAUCUUAGUAUUCAUUACAGCGUGGGGGGGACUUUCUUGAGUCCCGAAAAGUUCUUCUGAAGGAGAAAGAAUAGAAGGAAUGAUUUGAUUCUUGUCAUGUGCUGAGGGGCUGGCCACUGGAAGUUUUCCAGAAGAUGGCAGGCAGAAGGAGCCCUGGUGAAAGCUUUCACAGAGGGACUUUAUGUGCUUUAGGGCUCAGCGCUCCAGAACUUUGCGGGUGCAGGUGCCAUUUUACCCCGGAGGUCCAUCGACAUGGAAAGUAUUUUGGAAUGAGUUUUUUGAGAUGGCAUUGAAGUUCUCAAGAUAUCCUGUAAGGCCUGGAAUGACCCUGGAACGAUCACGGACCUUUUUCUACCUCCAGUUUGGGUUAACUGGAGUAUGCCUGGGGACCUUGAAGAAUGGAUGUACUGCGGCCUUUACAAUUGUUCAGUGCUUGAAUUUAUUCUGAUAUGAGGGGAGUAUAGGUUUUAGAGUCAAGUGGGCCUGGUUCAUGUCCCAUUGCUAGUUGGUGUCAGGCAAGUCACUGUCUUUCUAAGACUCUGAUUCUCUUCAACUAUAAAAUGAAGAUAAUGAUCACAAAUGUCUGUCCCUAUAUUGUAAUCUCCUUGAGGCCAUGGCCUUAGUUCGUCUUUUUUUUUCUACUUGUCCCUGGCACUUAGUACCAUGCGUGACAUGUAAUGUUAGGUAUUAUUAUUACUGCCUAUUAGGUAAAUUAUGCAUAACAAUUAAACUGGGCAAUGACCUGAGAAGGGAGAGCAUAUUUUAACACAAAUUUAAACCCACCACCCAGGGAUGAGGUGUUACAAAAUUUGAGAGCCUCUUAAUUGCCACCAUUUUCCUUUUUCAGAUUAUUUUAGUUUAUACUGAAAUGUGCAGCAUCUCAUCUCCCACUUUUAUGUAUAUAAAGAGGUCUUCUUUAAUUUUUUUAUACUGUGGGGAAGGCUAUGAAUAUUAUAACUCUAGAGAGAAAAUGUUGUACUUUGGUUGAUUUUUAAGUAGUUUUCUAUUCCAUGAAUUUAACUGAUCCAGAGAUGGCCAAACCUGGCAGUAUUUGAGUUACAAAGAACAGGUGGAUUACGGUGGCACAUUUGCCACAUCGCCAGGGUCUUGGCACACAGAGUUCUUUAGUCCAAGCUAUCAGAUUGGAUUUGAAAAUUAUAGAACUAUUGAGUUUGUAGAAAGGACAAUGGCAAAAAGUAAAUAAAUAUAAAAUAAAAAUGGAAAGAUUUGAUCUUUGGUAAUAACUGGUUUUAUUUUCUGAUGGGAAAAACAGGUUUACUAAAGAUGAAUCACACUUUAGAUUGUUCUUACUCACUUUGAACAGAACCAAAGUAGAAAUGUUAAUAGGGAAGUCCUUUUUCACUAUUAGUAUGAACCAAGAAAUGUAUGAAACAAGAAAUUGGUUUAAAAACUGUGGUUGGAGCCAUGCUUUUACUGUUUCAGGUAUAAUAAUUAUGAAGAAAACAAUUGCUGCUUUUAUUCUGAGAGUUUUAUAUUUAGUGUUUCUAUAAGUUUUUAUUGUCAGCUUGCUUAUUUUGGGCUGAGCAUGCCAAUUUACAGAGAUGAAGUGCACAUUAUGUUCUGUACUUAGUGAUAAAAUUACUGAACUACCAUGUGCCUGUUUUUACAUUUGUGCUUUAUCUUUCAGAGCAGAUAAGCUUCACUUUUAGCAACCUAACUUGAGAAAACACAAUGUUUUUUUUAAAAAAUGGAUAAAUACUUCUCAUAAAUCUCCAAUUUUAACCUUUUAAAAAAAUCCAGACUUUCAAAUGUUUUCACUUCAAGCAAGGUACACUUUUAGAUUGGCUUUCAUCAAAAUUUCUCAUCAAAACAAUGGUUUAUGACCCUAAGAUGUCAAGCAGGGCUUCCCUGCAUGUUCUGUGUGACGUGAAUCCGUCUCUCAUUGGUAUAUGCAUUCUUUCUGACAGAUUCCUCCUCCACAUCACAGGCAUGUUCCUAUUUCAGGACUUUUAAAUAUAUAUUUUUUCUAGAAUAUUCUUCUCCAGAUAUCCUGUGGCUUGUUCCCUCAUCGCCUUCAGGUCCCUGCUCAAGCAUCGCUUUCUAUCCCAGUUAAAUUCCCCCAAACUCUAUCUGCUUUCAUUGCUUCCCCCGCCCAUAGCAUUUCACCACCUCUUACACUAGACUUUUUACUUAUUUAUUUAUUGUUUGUUUCCUCAAACCAGAAUUUAAGUACCAUGAGGGACAGAGCUUUGCUGUGUUUAUUGCCAUGUCCCCGGUGCCUAGAACAAGGCCUGGCAGACUCACUCAUUUUAUUGAGUGAGUGAGUCUCACAUGCCCUAAUGAAGUAACGGUCAGUUUAAAUGCACUAAUCACAUUCUGAGAAGGAGAGAGCCAGCUCUGUUUUCUAACUGUCCUGUUAAAAAGUUCAAAAAUUCAUUUUUUAGUGAAACAGGGGGCAAAAAGGUAUACAGUUAAGCCUGUUAAAAGAAAACUUAAUGGAUAUAAACUAAUUUAUAUUUCAGAAAUUUUUGUGCAGUGAGGAAAACCAAUUUUGUUAGAAAGAAUCAUCUUUAAAAGUCACGCUAAAUAAGCCACAGUCAAGAGUUAAGUCAAUUUUCAAAUGAAGUCCCCAAAUCCUUUCUUAAUGGAGUAUUGACAAUAGUUUAAACAUGCUAUUAGCCUAAGACUCCUGAAAAUGUUGCCUUUGUAGUUAAAAUUCCAUUCUACUACCAAGCUGCUGCUUUUCUCUAUGGAGUGAUUUUGUCUCAGCAAAUUCUAUGAGGUGCUAUAAAAUGCCUUGUCUGCCUGUGAUUCAAAAAGAGUCCAAAGAUGGGAAAGCUGGGGACAGACAAUUCCAGCUUUUUCAUCUGUCAUGCUCAUGUCAUAACUGAAUACUCUGAUGGCUUGCAAUAAUUUAAGAAUAAAGGAAAAAUGACAAACAAAAUUGUGGCACUUGGAACAAGUUAAAAAAUUCAAAGCAGACAUAUUAAUCAACACACACACACACACACACACACACACACACACACACACACACACACACACCUAUCACCUUGUGGGUAGGGGAAGGCCCCUGAACCAUAGACACAAGGGUGGGUCUGAUAACUCUCGUAGCAGCUUCUAUUUACUUCAUUGAAAAUGGUGCUUUCGGGAUGGCCCGAAGUCAAAUAAAUACAUACGUAGUGAGUUCAUCUCCACACUUACUCUUUUUUUGUUGUUGAAAUGGAGCUCACUAAACUUAAUAAAGGUAAUUAAGACUUGAAAAAGAUGAACCUAUAUGUUUCCUACUCCAAGAAAGACUGAAUUGAGCUAAUCACUUACGAGUUCAAUAGGACAGACCUAAUCAAUUGAAAAGGGAAAACCUUGAUAAAAAUCAGCCAUUAAAUGAAUCUGCUCAAUAAGCACUCCUUGAUUGAGCUAAUAAAAAUAAUGCAAACUACUGUAAAAAGGUUCUAGUUCCUUGAA
Artibeus jamaicensis (Jamaican fruit-eating bat) is the source of this 5901-nucleotide messenger RNA. It is a transcript of the gene CD28, whose product is annotated as CD28 molecule. The coding region runs from base 930 to 1511 and encodes 193 amino acids. The transcript is spliced from 7 exons. Gene Ontology annotation, biological process: T cell costimulation; positive regulation of T cell proliferation; T cell activation. Gene Ontology annotation, cellular component: external side of plasma membrane; membrane. The record is from RefSeq and is a predicted model, not a curated record. NCBI's taxonomy places the organism in Eukaryota, Metazoa, Chordata, Mammalia, Chiroptera, Phyllostomidae.